This is a messenger RNA of Diospyros lotus (date-plum), 874 nucleotides long. RefSeq lists its product as uncharacterized. The record is from RefSeq and is a predicted model, not a curated record. The transcript is spliced from 3 exons. Bases 111 to 674 code for a protein of 187 amino acids. Lineage: Eukaryota; Viridiplantae; Streptophyta; Magnoliopsida; Ericales; Ebenaceae.
CAGUUGCUGACAGCUGAAUACCGACUCUCUCGCUCUUCUCUAAAUCCCACCGUCUCUCUCACUCCCUCUCUCUCAGCAAUCUCCGUUUCUGGCAGAGGAAGCGGAAGGGAAUGGAGGGAGCGGGGUCCAGGCUGGGGAGGGUGUCGUCCAGGUACGGCGGCUCGGCGGCGACGUUCAGCGGACCCGUCCGAAAAUGGAAGAAGCAAUGGAUCCAACUCCCAUCUUCCUCGCUCGUCUCCUACAACCACCAUAACAGCACCCACACCUCUCGAUCAUCUACCGCCUACGCUUCUAAUCUUUCCGGCAAUGGAAAGCUCAAUUCCACUAACAACUCCAGUUCUUCUUCCCCUUCCUCUGCUCCGCUGCUCUGCCGCUGGGCCCCCGCCGCGGACUCGGAGCCUCCCCGCCGCAAGUUCCGCUAUACUCCGAUUGCCAUCCUAGAAGAACAAAAAAAGGAGGCUGGAAAGGUUGAUGAGAAAGCUAAAACAGGCAUGUUCAAGGUGGCUACAACUGCAACGGAAUCUGAGGCUGAUCUUGCCUUUGAGAAAACCAACGCUGAGAUUGCUUUUAUGGAAGAAAUUCUGGAGGACGCAAAGGAAGAUGAAGUGGGAGUGGCAUGGAAAGAGUCAAAGAUGAGCUACCUAAAUGUGGAUUGUUGCCUCACACCACACUGAGUUGUUUGAAGUUUAUCUGCAUUUCUUUUUUUCUUUUCUUUGGUUGGGUGGUAGCUAAUGUACAGUUCUUUACCUUUGAGUAGUAGUUUUAGGCUGUUUUUAAAUUUAGUACUAGGUAAAUAUAAGUGAAUAUGAAAUGAUGGAUGAUUUUGCAUAUAAUUAGUGGCUAAUAGUACAUGGUAAUAGGGCUUGAAGUGUCA